CUUGGACUUGGGUAAAUCCAAUUAAGCCAAGUCCAGCUUGAGCAACUCAACUGGUCAUCAUCGAGUGGGUUUGUUGUUGGAGUAUCAUAACAUUGGGCUCAAAAAUGCCAAACCAAAGCUGUUGGGUUCGUUUCUUGCUUUGCGAUACAUUAGCUUAGCUCCAAUCCAAAGUCAAACGGUGGUUAGAACUUUGCUAUGGAUGCUGCACAGGUAGAGGAAGCUUUGAAGGUGUUGGACGCCUCUCUCUCUUACAUCAAAUGGCGUCUUAAAUCUUCUGCUAAACAUCGACUCCAGAUAGAUGUUCUGGCCUUGUGCAAUGGAAUGAGGCCAGUUGUGAUGAUUGACUAUGGUGGAAAGAUGCCUGAAUUGCAAGAACGUCUAUGUGCAUUUCUUGAACACUGCCAAAAGGAAUCAUCAAUUUUUGAACAGCUAAGAGUAAUGAUUAUAGAAGAUAUGAUAUAUUUGAUCCAUGUAAAAGAAAUGGCCAAGCAUGUGAGUUCGAGUUUGAGCUCAGAAGUGGAACUGCUAUUUGUGGAUCUAGAACAGGAUCCUCCCAAGAUGAGAACACUAGAAGACAAAAAUUUACUAGGGAUGCAGCUUAUAUCAAUUCAGAAGUUGUUCUCUUUAUAUUUUCCUCUUGAAGGAGUGAGAAAUGAUCUCUUGCCACCUGACAGGACAGAAUUCAGGGUAGAUACCAAAUCCUUAAGUGAGCCUAUCAAUUCUCAAUCUUCUUUACUUAUGGAUCUCAGUAGCUGCAUGCAUGACACUAAGGUCACUGUGCCAACUAUAAAUGGAUGGCUUCUUGGUUAUCCAGUAGUGUACUUGUUUAGCAAGGAUCAUAUCGGAGAUGCUAUUUAUAACCUUUCCACCAAAUUUCUUCGCAUCUACAAAAUUUUGGUAUACAGGAAGAGUGCCCCCAGUAAAGGAUCUCACCCUGAAGAACUGAUGAGUUUUUCAGUGCCCUAUGAUCUGAGCAUGAGAGGGAGCAAUGAACCAUGGGCAGAGAUGUUUUUGGGUGGCUUGCAGUCAAAGUGGGAAACGUGCAAACAAACCUGGAGCUGCCUGGAAAUGGAGGUUAGCGAAUGCUAUCCACAGGCAAUUGCAUUAUAGAAAAUGGUCUAUGACCCUAAUGAUAAUUCACCCUCUUUCCGUAUGAGCAUAUUAUCAUGAACCAUUAUGCAUUUGGACCAUGACCAUGGGGUUUUGACACAAUAAUUAUGUAAUUUUUUUUAUAUAAAAAGAUCAUAACUUGAGAAAUA
This is a messenger RNA of Durio zibethinus, 1259 nucleotides long. RefSeq lists its product as uncharacterized. NCBI's taxonomy places the organism in Eukaryota, Viridiplantae, Streptophyta, Magnoliopsida, Malvales, Malvaceae. The record is from RefSeq and is a predicted model, not a curated record.